AUGGUUCAUAAAAACAAACAAAUAGAAAAUAUAGAAAAUCAAAAAUAUAAUGAUAUUGUUAAGGUUGCAAAAAGCUUUGAUGUUUUUAAUAGUGGAAAGAAAUCAAGAGAAUCGCUAAUAGAAAGAAUAAAACAAAAGCAAAAACAAUUAGAUGAAACAACAACAACAACAACAACAACAACUACUUUAAUUACAAAUAAUGAACCAAUGGAAACUGAUUCUACCACAAAAAUACCUAAAAAUGAUAUUGAAAUAAAUAAUAAUGAAUUUUCAACAAAUUCUAUAAUUAUUUAUCAAAUAAUUAAAUAUUUGGAUGUUGAUGAUUAUCAUUCAUGCGAGUUAGUUAAUAAACAAUGGAAAAAUGUUUCAAAUAAUAAUAAGCUUUGGGAAAUAUUAUUUUUAAAAAAUAUUUUACAAAUAAAUGACUUUAAUAAUGAAAAAUCAAUAUACUCAAAAGGUUGUUUAAAACAAUCAUUUAACAAUAUUAACAAUAAUUUAAAAUUUAAAGAUUUAUACAAACAAUGCUUCCCACAUCACUAUAAUAGACUUUCAAACUUUAAUAAAUUAAAAAAUAUUGGUAUUAUAUCGAACAAUGGAAUUUAUUCAGAUAUAGAUCAAAUACAAUCAAAUCUAUCAAAUAUAUUAGAAAAAGAAAACAAAAAUAAAAAAAAUAAGGAUAAAAUAGAUAUUAAAGACCUAUUAAAACAAAUUUCAAUAGAUAUCUUUAGUAUUAAAUCAUCUUUUUUAUUAGAAAAAAUAAAAUCUGAUCAAAAAGCUCUGACAUUUUUUCUAUCAGAGUAUUGUAAUACUAAGUCAAAAAAUGAUGAACUUGGAUUCCACCAUUCCAGAACAUUUCAAAUUUUGAUAUGCAUACCAAAUCAAGUAAAAUCAGUAUUAGAUGAAAAUCAAAUGGUUACAGAAUAUUCAAGAUUUAUUAAAGCAACAUUUAAAUUAUCACAUUUUUAUCAUUGUGAAGAUCAUUUUCACAAUGACGAGAGUUACCAAGCAGGUUUAUUAAAUAAAGAUUCAUUUCAUCACUUUCAAACAUUUGAUAUUGAUGAACCAUCAUUUUCAACAUCGAAAAACCAAGCAGAAUUUAAACUAUACAAUCCAGAACCAAAAAAAAAUGACACUAAUGUCUCAGCAUUUGAUUAUUGGUAUAGUAUAUAUAAUAAAGAUGAUCAUCUAGAAAUGGGAUAUGAUAAAAUUAUUAAAAGAAGCUAUAUUAAUGGAUUACACGAAUUUACAAGAAAUACAUUUUUGCUCGAUGGAGAUACCAAUUACGAUCUAUGGGGUUUUUAUCAAAGGGCUAGACAAUCCCUUAGAUUUUCAAAUUGUUACAACUAUAAAGAAAUAUUUUCAUCAAUCGAAACUUUUAAAGAACAAUUUAAAAAGAGAAUAACUCAAAUUAAUAGAAGACCCAAUAAAGAUAUAGUAUAUCCAGUGGAUAUUAUACUACUUUUAGAUAACAUCACAUGGAAAACAAAUCUUUAUUUUAAUUAUUUACAUGGUCCUAGUCCAACAGCAUUAAAAAAAGAAAAAGAUCAUUUUGAAUUAUUUGAAAAAGAUAAUUUAAAAAACUUUAUAGAAAAAUCAUUCAUUCGAGAAUACUCUUGUUCAAUUAAUGUUUCUUAUUAUCACCCUGCAAAAGAAUCAACAUAUUCAUUCGAAUUUAUAAUACCAUACAAAGAUCAAGAAAAUGAAACCAAAAAACUUUUUCUCACUAUACACCAAAAUAGCACAAAAGGAUAUGAAACAUAUUUCCACCGCUUUUAUGACUUUUCAGUUCAAUUUCGAAUUCUUGAUAAAAAUCAUUUAAAUACUCCGAGAACUGGUGAAAAUUAUUCGCAACUAUUCGGUCUCUAUAUUAAUGAUGAUUAUAAAUCUGAAAAUAAAUAUGAAAAAGAGCUUAUAUCAGAAAAAGAACUAGAAAAUAUUAAAUUUACAGAAUUUCUUUCUCUAUUAUUCAAAAAAAAAUUUCCAUCAAUCAAAUUUAAUCUUUCAAACUUAUUGUUAAUGGCAAAUAUGGACAAAUUUGUUGAUUAUGUUGGUGAAAAAGGUGAAAUAAGCCCAUCAGUUUCAGAUUUAAAUGGUUGGAUUGAUCCAUUUAUCGAAAAAGUUUUAAAUGGUUAUAUUUUUUAA
Messenger RNA from Dictyostelium purpureum, 2142 nucleotides. RefSeq lists its product as uncharacterized. The transcript is spliced from 4 exons. Bases 1 to 2142 code for a protein of 713 amino acids. The record is from RefSeq and is a predicted model, not a curated record. Lineage: Eukaryota; Evosea; Eumycetozoa; Dictyosteliales; Dictyosteliaceae. Gene Ontology annotation, molecular function: protein binding.